AGGGAAGAGAGCUUAGUCAGACUGUGUGCCUCAGGCCGCAGUCCCACGGCUCACGUGGAUUGCAGUUCCACGUGACAGCGAGAUCGGAUUUCUCGCUUCCCCCACUCGUUACUCAUCGAGGGGCCUGAAGUCGUUCGCUGCACCUGCCCCAAAGCUUGUUUUGUUCUUCGAUCGGUCAGAAAGACGCCGACUACGGAUUCUGCGGUAUUUUCUAUGCCAGGCACCUGGUCCCAUUCCCUUUCUGGUGGAUCUGCGUGGUGGUGAGCCACUGGCGAACAAUUUUUUUUCGAUAAUCUAUUCUUAGUUCCGCACAUCGAUCGGGCAUCUUUGCUGGUCGGCAGCUUAACCAGCCUGGCGUCGUUCGGAGGAUCAUCCAGCGGAAUCGGAGGCGGGGGUCUGCAGGGGGACAAUCUGGAACUAAGCCCAGAGAAUAAUGCUUCUGCUGCCACCAGUCCCGUGAUGGGAGGUGCUGGCCAUCCUUCGGUCUCAGCGACUGGCGGUCCCGACCUGGGACCGUCCAGGAAGCGCAAUGUCACCGUCGCCGGUUUAGAUAGUUCCCCCGGCAGUGUCGACGUCGAUGACAUUGAUGACGAUAAUCGCGAGGAGAAGAAAAGACUGCCUGUAAAGCGCGCUUGCAAUGAAUGCCGGCAGCAGAAGCUUCGUUGUGAUGUGAGCCAAGAUCCGUGGAUGGACUGCUCCCGAUGUCGCCGCCUGAAGCUUGACUGUAAAAUCGAAUCCAACUUCAAACGGGUUGGAAAGCGGAGUCGAAAUGCAGAGAUGGAACGAGAGAUCAUCGCGUUGAGAAAGCAGAUUGCCCAUGCUCAGGCGAAUGCUACCGCGACGCUGCCUGCGCAACCGCCGUCAUCUCUUCCCACGGCCCAGCCUACUCCUAAGCAAGAAUCCUCCACCCAAGUCAGCCCGGUCGCGAUGUACCAUACGCCCUCUGCUAUAUCCUCGGACCAGUAUAUGGGCUCUCAUGAAGCUGUUGCGUCGCUGUUGGAUCUACGAUCGGGCUUCGACGGCUCGAACUAUAUGAGAAAUGGGAACCAUCACUUCAAGCGGCUCGAGGAUGUCGCCGUGGUGCCGGAGAGAGUGACGGAGCUGUUUGAUCUGUUCUUCACCUUCCAUCACCCAUUCCUUCCCUUCCUUGAUCGAGCGCAGUCGCCGGAUGACUACUAUAAUGCCUGUCCGUUGCUUUUCUGGACCAUCAUAAGCGUUGGCGCGCGUCGGUACACGGCAGACACGCACCUUCUCAACUCUCUCGCAGGUCCUGUCUCCCGACUAGUAUGGAGUACGCUGGCGGAUAUCCCACAAAGCUAUCACGUUGUGAAGGCUCUGUGUUUGCUUUGCACGUGGCCAUUUCCCACCAGCAGCACUUCCAAUGAUCCCACCUUUAUGCUCUGUGGAAUGAUGAUGCAGGUCGCAAUGCAACUAGGUCUACAUCGACCCUCGCAUACUCAGGAUUUUAGCAAGUUCCGGGUGGAACUGAUUGAGGAGGAACUGCGAGAUAAAGUGAGAACGUGGGCUAUUUGCAACGUGGUUGCGCAGAGAGUUGCAACCGGAUAUGGACAGCCGCCAUCCACCUUGUAUGACUGGACUCUGUCGUCUAGUGACUUGAUCGAUCCGAACUUCAAAUUACCCGAGGGCAUUCAGCCUCGACUGGAGAUUGAAAAGUUCUGCGAUAAAGUAACCAAAGGGCUGUACACCAAUCGACGUGAUCCUGUCGGGUUAUGUAGCGACCAAGAAAGGUCGUCUCUGAUCUCGUUUCUUUCCCGAGAUUUUGACGAACUAGAAACUCAUCUGAAGCCGCAAAAUGACUGUAUCACCAACCUCUAUCUUCGAGCGUCUAAUCUCCAUCUCCAUCUAUCCGCAUUUUUCGAUGACCCCACCGCCAAGAAUUACAGAGAGCGCCUACUUGCGCUGUACGUCGCCACUACUACAUUCCUGGAGGCUUCCAUGAACUUGGAGACGGAAGUUGGGCCCGUGCUAUCCUACACGCCAUAUUACGUGUACCAGAUGCUGGUUGCAGCUGGCUGCACCCUGCUUAAACUCUGCAAGAGCUUCUUUGCGGCUCACAUCGACAUGGAGUACACCAAAACCCUUUUCAAUCGAACCAUCUGGGCCAUCCGCGGUGUGUCGGUCUCUAACAACGACCUUCCCGAGCGGCUGGCGGAAGUGCUAGCCCAGAUGUGGAGACUCGGAAAUGCACCAACCCCUAAGCCGACGGACAAUCCUGAAAUGGAUGAUUCAUUAAUGUUGAAAGUACGGUGCCGCAUGAGCAUGUCUCUCCUGUACGACUCGGUGUGGCGAUGGCGCGAGGAUGCGCGGACCAAGGGCCGCAAUAUCGAAGCCUAUCUUAAGAACCCCACGAACCCGGAUUCGAAUGCCGACUCAUCCGCAUCGUCGUCGGUCGGAGCUCUCCAUACGUCCACGUCAACUCCUGGUGUGUCUGCCGCGGAUCCGAGCCUUGCGCCAGCCCCCUUGCUACCGACAGCGAGCCUGGGAGUGCAAUCAAACAACGGGGUCGGCGCGCUGCCCAGCGGAUUCAUGGAGCCCAAUUACGAGGUUUUUGACCCACUGAACUGGCUCUUGGACGGCUUAGUAGACCUGCCUUACUCCUCCUACUCCACCAUAUCGGGCAUGGAAACACAAGGGAUCGCCUAGACCGACAGACCGCAUUCCCUGUGUUACACAAGAAAGACUCAUUGACACCAUCCCAGUCACUGGGCGUUAUUCGAUACCUUAAUUGCCGGGUUAGCGUGUUUGAUUGAUUUGAUUUGUACCUGUACAUAUACCAAACAGCGUCGACACCGUCGGGUGAAAGGGAGCGACGGAGUUUGGAUUUCGCUUUUGCUUCGUUCACGUUUAUGAUUCCUAUUGGUUUAUUUUUUUGAUGUUUUUGGCGAUACCAUGUACGGCCACCCAUGCUAUGAUACUUGCAAUUUCAGUUGAUUUAAUGAACCC
This is a messenger RNA of Aspergillus steynii IBT 23096, 2964 nucleotides long. Its product is annotated as putative C6 transcription factor (Leu3). The coding region runs from base 460 to 2664 and encodes 734 amino acids. Gene Ontology annotation, cellular component: nucleus. The transcript has 6 exons. Gene Ontology annotation, biological process: DNA-templated transcription; regulation of DNA-templated transcription. Gene Ontology annotation, molecular function: transcription cis-regulatory region binding; zinc ion binding; DNA-binding transcription factor activity, RNA polymerase II-specific. The record is from RefSeq and is a predicted model, not a curated record. NCBI's taxonomy places the organism in Eukaryota, Fungi, Ascomycota, Eurotiomycetes, Eurotiales, Aspergillaceae.